GCGGGAAACAAACUUUCAGUUUCUGGUGCACGCAUGUGCACUGGCCAGCUAGUCUGAUGAUCUAAGCUUUGGGUUGCGAACCCAGAAGAGGAAUGGCCAACGCUGCGUGAGCCCACCUCCAGCACUUCUCUGCCACCCCCCUUCCCUCUCAGUGGCCCUCUGCCGCCCCCUUCCCUCUUAGCACCCCCCUAAGUCAUUCCACGCCCCCCAGGGGGCAGUACUGCCCACUUUGGGAACCACUGAUUUAGAGGUAGUAAAACCUUUUGGUGAUAGCUAGCAGAUGGCACCAUUUAGAAAUGGACAAGUUUGGAAACAUUUAGAGGUAAUAAAACGUUUUGGUGAUAGCCAGCAGAUGGCACCAUUGAGAUGAUCACGGAGUUGGACUUGAUUGUCGAGGAAGACAUGGAAAAGGGGCCUUGUGAGAAGAAACACGGCAGGCUUCCUCCCAGGUUGGCCGGAGAAAGGAAUGUCCCCAGAAAGCUACAACAUCUACCAUGCAGUCUAUGUUGUGGCACACGCCCUCCAGGAUAUCUUCACAUCCUUAUCUAGCCAUGUUGUCAUUCCAAGAGAAGACAAGGUGGAUCUUCCAAACCUUCUACAACCACGGCAGUUUGCUGAUUCCUAAGAUGUCGAUGUUCAGUCAUGUCAUCUCUUGUUUGACCACGUCCAGCUUGCCUUGAUUCAUGGAUCUUACAUUCCAGGUCCCUAUGGAGAAAAAAUCUUUACAGCAUCAGACUUUCCUUUCACCACCAAAUGCAUCCACAGCCAAGUGUCCUUUUGGCUUUGGCCCAGUCGCUUCAUUCUUUCUGGAGCUACUAAUAUUAGCCAUCUGCUCUCCCCCAGUAGCAUAUUGGACACCUUCCAACCUGAGGGGCUCAUCUUCUGGCAUCAUAUCUUUUUUCCUUUUGGUACUGUGCAUGGGGUUUUCAUGGCAAAGAUACUGGAGUGGGUUGCCAUUUCCUUCUCCAGUGGAUCACAUUUUGUCAGAACUCUCUGCGCUACACAAGCCCCUUCGCCAUGACAAGGCAGUAAUGCAUGACAGGGAAGAGUUGUGGAAAAUACUUGCAACUAAGCUUACAGAAACAGGUUGAGAAGUAAAGAACAGAAAUGGCUACCUCCAUGUCUGAAUCCAGCUAAAAACACCUCUCAGCUAACUAUCCUAUGGGCAACUUCAAGCACCAAUUCACUACUGAUGAUUGUAACUAAGGAAUAAGCUGGUCUCCUAUCCCACUUGGGCAAAAAUUAUUUACUAACUUGGAAGCUGGUUUAGUAAAACCAGUUACACAAUUGUAUCAGACUGGCUGUUUGAAGAACCUCAAAGCACUAUCACUUCCUCUUGCGAAGACUAUAAAUCUUGCUACUACCAAAAAAUUAAAUAGUUCUAAAAGAAGAGACCAUCCCUUGCCAGCCAUUGAAGGAGAGAAAGGUCCACCGACUCGUCCUACUGUUGCAAUGCCUUGUCUGCUAUGCCCGUCUCUCUUGUGCUGCCUCCUCCUCCUCCUUCCCUUUCCAUUAGCCUCCAGUUCUGCAUCUAAAGGAGACACAGUGGUCAUAACCAGCAGUGGCCCCCUUAAGGGCAAGCAGUUCCUGGCUGGCAUUGGAUUUGUGACAGCCUAUCUAGGCAUUCCUUACGCUGAGCCUCCCCUGGGGAAGUUGCGUUUCCAGAAACCUCUUCCACAUCCACCAUGGAAGCAAACAUUGGAAGCCACCAGUUUUGGCAAUUCCUGUUCUCAAUAUAUUUUGCAGGAUGUCCCUGAAGCAGAUAUAUGGUCUCCUAAAACACCACUGUCAGAAGAUUGCCUUUCCCUCAACAUCUGGGUGCCACACCCACAACCUUCUUCACCAGUCCCUGUUUUGGUCUGGAUACACGGAGGGGGAUAUUUAUUGGGGACGUCUUCUGUGGACGUGUUCAACGGGGCACCUUUGGCUGCUGCUGAGAACGUCAUUGUGGUCACCAUCAAUUAUCGCUUGGGAGCCCUGGGCUUUCUGUACUUGCCACCAGCUGCUCCGGGGAACCUUGGCUUAUGGGACCAACAGCUGGCCCUGAAGUGGGUAAAAGAGAAUGCAGCUGCCUUUGGGGGAGAUCCUUCUCGGGUGACCCUUUUUGGCCACAGUGCUGGAGGAUCUUCUGUGAAUCUCCAACUUCUCGCACCAAAAAGCCAGGACUUUUUUGCCCAAGCAGUGAUCCAGAGCGGAACAGCCAAUGCCUUCUGGGCUUGGAGGUCUCCUGAGGAAGCCAAACAAAAAUCACUGGAAUUUGUUCAUCUGCUAGGUUGCUCCGAGGACAAUAAUAUCAGCAUAGUGCAUUGCCUGCAAUCAAAAAAUGUUUCUGAACUUAUUCGGCAUGAAAUAGCUCUAUUAUUCAAAGGUGGCUUCGUUUUGAAUAUUCCCUUCAGGCCAACCACAGAUGGGGAGUUUUUGCUUGGUGAUCCAGAAAAGCUCAUGGAGGAGGGGCAAUUUCAGGCCAAACCUGUCCUCAUAGGUGAAACCUCUGAUGAAGCAGCCUCAUUUUUCCCCUAUGUUUUCCCUAACACCACCCACAAUCUCAUCAAUCAGGAGCAGCUUCUGAAAGGGAUAAGAAUGUUGGUGCCAAAUGCAACUGAAGAUUUUAUUCGGACUAUUGCACUGAAGUACAGUGAAGGAAAUCAUGGUCCAGCACAAUACCGCUCUGCUCUGUCCCACUUCUAUACAGAUCGGAUAUUUGCAUGCCCAAUGAGGGAAGCUGCAGGAAAUAUCAGGAAAAGUGGGAGUCCUGGAUAUGCCUAUUUAUUCACACAUCGCCCUUCAUGGUCAGUUUGGCCUGAAUGGACUGGGGCACCUCACGGUGCUGAUGUUCCUUUUGUUUUUGGAACCCUUGAAUCAACGCUGCCUUUCAAUCAAACAUACACAGAGGCUGAAGCCAGACUGAGCCAUAAGAUGAUGCACUACUGGGCAGAGUUUGCCAGAACUGGGAAUCCCACUGGGUCAGCAGCCAGGAAGGAUGAGUGGCCACUCUAUAAUCCCACAGAGCAGAAUUUCUUUCUUCUUAAUACUGAGCCAUUCCAGGAAAGGGUGAUAGAGCACUGUGAUUUUUUAAAGAGCCUUUUUUCAAAGGCUGAAGAGACACAGCAGUCAGAAAGUGAUUCUGUUUCAUCGGACUAGGAAGAAGACAGCAGGAAUCAAUCAAGACUUCUCUUUAAAGCCUGGGCAAAUGAUGACAAGCUUCACCAGAGAACCUUCCAGAAGCAUCCAUUGUCCUUUCAGGGACUGACUGGUGGGACCUUGGAAGACAAAUAAGGAGACAACUAAAACUCACAUCACUUUUGCUGUUAAAUUAAUAAAUUUCUUGGAGUAACUUGUUAUAUCUUGAUUUGAGAGAGGCUUUUAAUCAAUUCUGCUCCCUCAAAAAAGAACCUAGUAAUAAGUACUGUUUGACUUCUUAGGAUAAAAAUCAUUUUAUUUUCACAAUGAAGGGAAAUAGUAAUAAGGAUAUGAUAAAUAAUAGUAGAAUAUAAUAUACUGGAAUACUAUAAUUAGUAGAAACUUGUUAUUCUGUAAACAUUUGUUCUUUUCCUAUAACACAUAUAUGCUACAUUAUGCCUGUUGCAAUAUUUUCAGGAUCAGACUCAAUAAGAUUAGCAAGAGUUAAAGGUUUAACUAUAUAUUCUUUUAUUUACAAUAGGCAUUCUAUAUUCACUGAAUAUUCACAGAUAGAAGCAAGAGAAAAGGUGUAGGUAGCUCCUUAUAUAUACAAUGGGUGGAGCUAUAUGUGGGAGUGGUGAAUUAUGAAUACAUUAAGAAGUGAAGAAUAAGUUAACCCCUGAUACCCUGUUUGUACACUAUUUACACAUUAGAGAAUAAGGCAUUUACAUCUGACAAAUCCCCCUCUAAAUGCCGAUUCGUUAUACAACACCAGUUACACUCAGAUUCAGGACAAUACAAAACAUACAACUUAGAGGUUAAAUAUUUGUGCUGCUUAGAAGGUAAAGGCUUUGUCAAUAUAUCAGCUAAUUGUUCUGAAGUGUCGCAAUGUACUGCUUUAAUAAAUCCAUCCUGAGAUAA
Messenger RNA from Pantherophis guttatus, 4041 nucleotides. NCBI's taxonomy places the organism in Eukaryota, Metazoa, Chordata, Lepidosauria, Squamata, Colubridae. The record is from RefSeq and is a predicted model, not a curated record.